Molecule: messenger RNA, 2196 nt
Organism: Aedes albopictus (Asian tiger mosquito)
Lineage: Eukaryota; Metazoa; Arthropoda; Insecta; Diptera; Culicidae
Gene: Jabba
Product: protein kinase 4
Exons: 7
Coding region: 458-1960 (500 amino acids)
Source: RefSeq, a predicted model, not a curated record
UGUCAAGAUCACUGUCGUGCUUGCUGCACACGAACUGUUUUUACUCCUCCUUAAAUUCUACUUCUACUUACAGUUCUUUUUUUUUUCCUCUCUCUUCAAUUAGACUUUAAAACUUAUCAUUUUUGCUAAUUGAUUCAAAAGUACCUGGCCUAACCGUUUGUUUGAAUUUCGGGCCCACGCUUCGGCACUGAUAAGAACAAUAGCUGUUGGAUUCGUUAUUCCGUUGUGUAUUGAUAUUUGGAUUUCAACAGUUGUCAGCUAGUGUCGUUUUUUGUUCGUUACAACUAUCCGUUGGUCUGUGCAUCUGAAGAAUAGCUGAUCAUGAGGAUCCUGAUGGUGUUCGAAGUGUGAUCUGUGGAGCGAAGAUUCGUUGCUGUUUCGUGAUUUUUGGUGUGAUUUGUGCAUUUUAUUCAGAUUAAUUACCGAUUGAACCGCCGUCGAUAGAGAACGCGACAAGAUGAGCAAUCGUCAGACACCGUCUAAUGAUGAGAUGGAGAUAGCGGAGGCGAAGAAUCCACUCGCCGACCUGCUGUACGACUACACGGCCCAGGCCAUGACGACCCGGGCUGGGAACUACAUGUAUCAUCGAAUCGAUGCCUGCUUGGCGGUCGUAGAGAAAACGGCCAAAUGGAGCUUACCACAGUCUCCGCCUCCGAGCGAGGAAGAUACGAGCAAAAUGAACAUUUCACCGCCUCCUUUGAUUCGGCCGCUUCCUUGGAUAUUGUUUUUACCGGCGUUGAUUGCCUUGAGGCUAGUUCGUGUCUCUCUGUCCUUCAUAGCAUUGCUGAUCGGGAAGCAACCUGUUUACCCGGCCACCAUGGUAAGCUUCCUGCAAUCACGCCGUCGCAAGCUGCGAGCGCUGAAGUACCGCGGCCAGAAGAUACAGCGCAUGAAACGUGCCGAAUUGGAGUCUGAACAAGGCCAUGAACAAGCAGCUAAGACUUGGCUUGAUAGGAUCACCUUUCCACUGCGAUACAUAAUCUGCCUGAGGGCCGUCCGACCUGGAACCUCGACUAACCAACGGGAACACCAUCAUCAUCACCAUCACCACCAACGGCAGUCACGUGAUGCGAACAAUGAAGUGGCGAACGAUGGGGAUGAAUCCUCACGAGCGAACCCACGUGAUGAGACGGCACGCCGCGGAAAACGCAACGUUCACGAGCGAGAUGCCGAUGAUAGCGGGAGCUCGUUCGACGCCUCUGUUCAGGAACUGCUGGAAAAGUAUGCCAACGAGGAUGGAGACUCCAGUUACCAUAUGAGUGAUUCGGCCUCUUCUUCAGAAACCGACAGCUUCAUAUCAGGGAGCGAUAUAUCGGCUACGGAAGCAACGGACGUCGCAAAAGAAAACGAUUCGAAAAAGGCCAAAAAGGAGAGCAAUGGGCAUGUUACACCGCCAGAGAAGAAACCCGGUGUCUCACAGAAGCCGCCACAACCGAAGAAGAGAUCCUCGCUGAAUGCCGCAAACAAUGACAAAUCGGAAGAGAAGCCGAAACCAUCGGCAACUGCUGAAGCGGCUGCCAGCAACGGGAAAGUUGAGCCGAAAGAUGAACCCAAAGAAGAAUCUCAAACCGAAGCUACUCAGAAACCGAUAAAACCUACAUCCGAUGCAACAGAGAACAUCGACAACAAACCCGCAACUCAGAACAAUUCUGCUAAGGCUGAUUCAUCGGAGGACAGCACCAAACCUGACAUUCAAAAUUCGAAAAAUCCAUCGCCUACUACGACGAAGGAAGUGAAGAACAACCCUCAGCAGAAGAAUAUGCAACAACAACAACAGCAACCAAACCAAAAAAGUCAGCAAAAUCCACACCAACAACAGCAAACCGCAACAGUCAACGGUGGCGGUGGAGGUGGAAAGAAGCACAAGAGGCCCCAUCAUCAACACUCUCAGCAGAAUCAACAUCAGCUGCAUCAGCAACAACAGCAGCAACAGCAACAUCAACAACAACAGCAAUACUGAACCGAAUCUGACUGUCAACUAGACAGUCUUCACUUGCAGUGCCUACUUACGUUUUUGGCUUUUUCGGCGGGGCUGGAUUUUUCACUGUUGCUCUUCUAUAUUCCUAUUGUUUGAAACCAUGUAAUGCUUAAGUCCGAUGUUUGUAACUGUGUAUGAGAUUGCUGUGUCUGAAUGAGUGUGAUAGAUAUAAUUUUUUCGUUUUUUUUUUUGAGAAUAUAUACUUUUUUGUAAUGGAA